ACUAUUGGUCGUACUCCCAACACUGACUGAAGAUCCCAUCACAGAUCGAUGAGCAGCAGACUUUGAAUCAAGUGCAGGAAGAGGAAGAAGCCGAUCAAGAAGGGGACAACGACGACGAUGAAGAUAUUGUCAUUACAACUGAGCAUGCCGAGGACGAAGGCCACAACGGCCACAAUGGCCAGCAAGCACAAAAGCAGGAAGAUUCAUCCAUGCAACAAGGACAACAUAACAACGGUAUGGUCAACAUGCCUUUCCAAGAAAACCAAAUAUGAUGGGUAUGCCUGGGAUGAAUGCGGGAAUGGGCAUGGCAAUGGGGCCCGGAAUGAACCCCUCCAUGAUGUUCAACAACUUUGGUGGAAUGGGCAACAUGGGAGACAUGAACAUGAUGGGCAUGAUGGGCAUGGGUAUGAACAACAUGGGCGACAUGAGCAAUUUUGGCGGCAUGGGUGGGCCGGGUUUCUUUCCGCAAGCGCAAGGGAACUACAUGCAAUCUAACUUCGGAAACCCUCGCCAACAACCAUUCUUUGAUAAUCACGGUCAAGGCCGCCCCUAUGGCCGUGGAUUUGGUAGAGGUCGUGGCCAGUAUGCUCCUCGUGGUCGUGGUGACUGGCAUCAACAACAACAGCAGUAUGGUCACCAGCAAGGUCAUAGCCAAGGUGGUCAUCAACAACAAUCAGUCGUAAAUGUUGAAAUGGAUAUGCCAGCUCGCCGUGGCUCCCCAGUCUAUGAAGGUGCAGCUGCGCCGACAGGGGACGCGCCAGCGCAAGCUGGGCCCGAGUCGAGCACGAAUGGCGUACAAGAAGAGGGCGAUACUGACCCAGCAGACGGAAAACCAGAUUUAGCAGGUGGAAAUGUGAACCAGAACGAUGAACAUGUCGAUGAAAACGACCAAUCAGUCGACACGAAUGGCGUGCACGCCAAUGGUGCAGACUAUGCAAAUGGAUAUCUUGGUCCCGCUAACAACGGUGGGUUUCAGGACCAAGACUGGUCUGCUAUGUCGAAUCAACAAUAUCAGGACUUCAAUGGGCAAUAUCAAGAUCAAUAUGGCUACCAUGGAAUGGGCCGAGGUGGCUUCAACAAACGAGGUGGGCAAUUUCGAGGACCUGGAAUGUUCGCGCGAGGUCAAGAGAGCUUUGAGCAAGGUCCGAAAUCCGCGCCUCCUCUGAACGCGCCGACAGGACCGAAGGCGCUGCGUCAGGGGUUACCAAACACAGGCUGGUCCAGUCGAAUGGCUACAGCGGCUGUGCAGAAUGCUGCACCAGCAGUCGCGUCGAUCAGCGACGAAGCCGGCACCGUCCAUGCGAAGCUUGACCGCGACGACUCAGACCAACGAGGUACGAAAAAGGACAACGAGCAGACUCGAAAUGGCCAUUCGCGUUCGCAGUCACGUUCAAGGUCACGGCAUCGCGGUGAACCCGAACGGUCUCGAAGCGCUGGUGCCGAAUCGGACGGAUCUCACACUCGGCGCCGGGACCGAGACCGUGAGCGACGGCAACGGAAAGACCGGAAGAGACGGCAUGAACAUGAAGAUCGAAGCAAGAGCAAGAACGAGAACGAGUCGUCGCGUAAGAAGCCACGUUCAAGAUCGCGAUCUCCAGAGGACGAUUCCUCACGUCGACACCGCCGCGAUAAGGACGACGAUCAUCGUUCCUCGCGGACACACCGUGAUCGCAGCCAAGAGAAGUCUCGCCGCCGUCAUCGAUCGAGGUCGACUCACCGAGAAGAUACCGAGAAGCAUGCCGAUCAUUCUCGUCGCAAAGAUCGGUCGCAGCGUGGCGAAGAAGAAGUCAGCUUCCGCGACAAGACCUCACGCAGCAGCCGUCGCCAAUCCCGCCGGGACGACGACGAUCACCAUGACGACGAAGGAGCGGACGACAGGAAACACCGCUCCCGUCGUUCUUCUCGCGGCGAGCGCGAACGAGACCGCGAUCGCGUUCCCGUCGUGCCCCCCUCCGACGAAUUGGGUUUCAAGAUCAAGGGCUCUAGGUCAGCCAAGAGUAGCGCCAUGCCUCCGCCUUCAUCAUCCACUCGUGAUCGCCACCACGACAGUGAGCGUCGCUCGAGCCAUCAGGAUGACAACGCUGGAGACAACGCAUCUUCGAGCGACCCAUACGCCGAAGAGCGAGCGCGUGCACAGCAGAGUCGCGUGGCAGCCGAAGCACAACGCCGCCAAUCCUCCUCCCUCGGCAAGCGCAGCCGGGGCGGCGACGACAUCAUCGAUGCGCCUACUGGCCCGCGAGGUAUGGUGUCCAACUCGGCGUCGUCGUCAUCGCGCUCGAAGAAGGUGAGGAAGGAAAGCCGCCAGAUCAACUACAAAUAUGAGGAUGAGAUUGCCGUGGACGAGCGGGAUUCCGGCCGUUGGAGGUAGGAUCGCCUUCUCUCGCUGGAAGUCCGCAGUCCUCACACUUUCAAGUCCCGCUUGUUGCAUGGACGUCUAUCGCCGACUGCUGCAAAGACAAGGGGCUUGACUUCGUAAAUUCACACGUAGCAUCUUGUAUUAUUACAAAGCACAUGUUGCGAAACCCCUGGUCAUCAUUGGGCUCGCUUCACCGUCGUCAUAGCAGAUGGUUGUCCCAAUCGUCAAAUUGUCUAGUGAAUGUGUCAUGAGAGACAUGUAACUAC
Dissoconium aciculare CBS 342.82 is the source of this 2622-nucleotide messenger RNA. RefSeq lists its product as uncharacterized. NCBI's taxonomy places the organism in Eukaryota, Fungi, Ascomycota, Dothideomycetes, Mycosphaerellales, Dissoconiaceae. The transcript has 4 exons. The record is from RefSeq and is a predicted model, not a curated record. Bases 269 to 2368 code for a protein of 699 amino acids.